AUGGCCCAAAGUGUGCGACCAAGAGUGUGUGUUCAUUUAUUUGUCUUUGCAGUCUUUCUUUCCUGGAGGCCAAACUUUGUGCCAACUCGAUCUCCAAGGGUUGCGCGAGCUGCAGAAACACAGACCAAGGGCGCUAAGUCUGAGAAGUCGAAUUCUGCUCGUUCGACAGCAGACUUUGAAGAAGUGAAACCCGGCAGCUCGGGCGAGGGCAUGAAGAGAGCUCGGCAGUUCUUGGCCUUGGAACCCUUAGAUGAUGAGGUGAAUCAGUGGGAAGCGGACAUGAAGGCACGUCAGGGCACGUCAGGGCGGCCACAAUUCUCUUGUCUGAUAGGCUGGAGGCGGCUUGACGGCUGA
This is a messenger RNA of Durusdinium trenchii, 354 nucleotides long. Lineage: Eukaryota; Dinophyceae; Suessiales; Symbiodiniaceae. The record is from the annotation of a GenBank genome assembly.